AGACGGAGGACUGAAAGCUGCAUCAGGGUGAAGGUAGAACAUGAGUGUGAGCUGAUGUGGAUUCACUGAGUUCAGCAGCAUGGAUCAGUGUGAGGACAGAGAGGAGGGAGUCCCUCCCUCUAAAACCAAUCAGAGGAAUAAACCUGAACUUGAUACAGAACUUGAAUCAGAACCGGAACCUAAACCAGAACUCAGCUCUGUGUCCUUAAAGAGCAACAUGUCAAGGGAUCCUCCUAURACAUUCAACCAAAAUGUUUCCUCCAGCAAACAGAUUCACAAAAAACUCAAACCUGAACCUGAACCCGAACCCAGCUGUGUGUCAUUGAAGAGUGAUCAGUCAAUGAUUGAUGUUAUUGAUUUUAAAUUGGAAGAAAUUCCAUCAGCAGAGAGAGUGGACCAGCAAAGAUCAGAUGUUCCCAGUCCUCAGUCUACCCAGCAGCAUCAGAACCAGCUGGACUCCAUAUUUAUGGUGCUGGAGGACAACAUGCUCACUUUUGUGAAGAAUGAGCUGAAAAAGAUCCAGAAGGUUCUGAGUCCAGAUUACUCAGAAUGCUUAGAGAGUCAGAGGGAGGGUGAGGAAAUGGAGGGUGAGGAUGAAGAGCAGAAGAAAAACAGAGAGGCAUUGAUGAAGAUCUCACUUUACUUCCUGAGAAUUAUGAAGCAGGAGGAGCUGGCUGACCGUCUGCAGAGCACACUUUGUCAACAAAAAUGUAAAUCAUCUUUGAAAAAGAAGUUUCAGUGUGUGUUUGAAGGGAUCGCUAAAGCAGGAAACCCUACCCUUCUGAAUGAGUUUUACACAGAGCUCUACAUCACAGAGGGAGGAACUGAAGAGGUCAAUGGUGAACAUGAGGUCAGACAGAUUGAAACAGCAUCCAGGAAAUCACACAGACCAGAAACAACCAUCAGACAAGAAGACAUCUUUAAACUCCCACCUGGAAGAAAUGAACCAAUCAGAACAGUGAUGACAAAGGGAGUGGCUGGCAUUGGGAAAACAGUCUUAACACAGAAAUUCACUCUGGACUGGGCUGAAGGCAAAACAAACCAGGACAUCCAGUUCAUGUUUCCGUUCACUUUCAGACAGCUAAAUGUACUGAAAGAGAAAAAGUUCAGCUUGGUGGAACUUGUUCAUCACUUCUUUACUGAAACCAAAGAAAUAUGCAGAUUUGAAAACUUCCAGCUGGUCUUCAUCUUUGAUGGUCUGGAUGAGUGUCGACUUCCUCUGGACUUCCAGAGGAACCAGGUCCUGACUGAUGUCACAGAGUCCACCUCAAUGGAUGUUCUGCUGACAAACCUCAUCAAGGGGAACCUGCUUCCCUCUGCUAGGCUCUGGAUAACCACACGACCUGCAGCAGCCAAUCAGAUACCAGCUGACUGUGUUGGCAUGGUGACAGAGGUCAGAGGAUUCACUGACCCACAGAAGGAGGAGUACUUCAGGAAGAAGUUCAGAGAUAAUAACCAGGUCAAAAAGAUCAUCUCUGACAUCAAGACAUCACGAAGCCUCCACAUCAUGUGCCACAUUCCAGUCUUCUGCUGGAUCACUGCUACAGUUCUGGACCAUGUGUUGAAGACCAGAGAGGGAGGAGACAUGCCCAACACCCUGACUGAGAUGUACAUCCACUUCCUUCUGGUUCAGAUCAAAGUAAAGAAGAUCAAGUAUGAUGGAGGAGCUGAGACAGAUCCACACUGGAGUCCAGACACCAGGAAGAUGGUAGAGUCUCUGGGAAAACUGGCUUUUGAGCAGCUGCAGAAAGGAAACCUGAUCUUCUAUGAAUCAGACCUGACAGAGUGUGGCAUCGAUAUCAGAGCAGCUUCAGUUUARUCAGGAGUGUUCACCCAGAUCUUUAAAGAGGAGAGAGGUCUGUACCAGGACAAGGUGUUCUGCUUUGUCCARCUGAGUGUUCAGGAGUUUUUGGCUGCUCUUCAUGUCCAUCUAACCUUCAUUAACUCUGGAGUCAACCUGAUGGAAGAAAACCAACAAACUUCUUUUUGGUCCAAAUUUUUUAAUAAUUCAAAAUUGAAUUAUCUCCAUCAGUGUGCUGUGGACAAGGCCUUACAGAGUCCAAAUGGACACCUGGACUUGUUCCUCCGGUUUCUCCUGGGUCUUUCACUGCCGACCAAUCAGACUCGCCUACGAGGCCUGCUGACACAGACAGGAAGUAGCUCACAAACCAAUKAGGAAACAAUCCAGUACAUCAAGAAUCUGAUCAAUAAAACUCUGUCUGCAGAGAAAAGCAUCAAUCUGUUCCACUGUCUGAAUGAACUGAAUGAUUGUUCUCUAGUGGAGGAGAUCCAACAGUCACUGAGGUCAGGAAGUCUCUCCACAGAUGAUUUGUCUCCUGCUCAGUGGUCAGCUCUGGUCUUCAUCCUACUGUCAUCAAGAAAAGAUCUGGAUGUGUUUGARCUGAAYAAAUAUUCUGCUUCAGAGGAGGUUCUUCUGAGGCUGCUGCCAGUGGUCAAAGCCUCCAACAAAGCUCUACUGAGUGUAUGUACCCUCAGCAACAAAACCUGUGAAGCUCUGUCCUCAGUUCUCAGCUCCCAGUCCUCCAGUUUAAGAGAACUAGACCUGAGAAUUGAUGAUUCRGGKGUGGAGCCUCUGGCUGAUGGARUGCAGAGUCCAAACUGRAAAAUAGAAACACUCAGACUGAAUUACUGUAACCCAUCAGAGAGAAGCUGUGAGGUUCUUACUUCAGUUUUCAGCUCCCAGUCUUCCAGUCUCAAGGAACUCGAUCUAAGUAACAACAACCUGACAAAUUCUGGAAUCCAGAUGUUGUCUGUUGGGCUGACAAGUUCACACUGUCAACUGGAAACUCUCAGACUGAGUGUGUGGAGACUCUCAAAGAAAAGCUGUGAAGUUCUGUCCUCAGUUCUCAGCUCCCACUCCUCCAGCCUCAAAGAACUGGACCUGAGUACCACCAAUCUCACAGAUUCAAGAAUUCAGCUGCUCUCUGUUGAACUGAAGAGUCCACUCUGUCUUCUGGAAACUCUCAGACUGAGUUCCUGUAACUUGUCAGCYAAAAGCUGUGAACUUCUGUCCUCAGUUCUCAGCUCUCAGUCCUCGAGUCUCAAAAACCUGGACCUGAGUAACAACAACCUACAGGAUUCAGAAGUGAAGCUGCUUUCUGCUGCCCUGAGAAGUCCACACUGUCACCUGAAGUCUCUCAGACUAAGUUACUGUAACCUGUCAGACAGAAGUGGUGAGUUUCUGUCCUCAGUUCUCGGCUCUCAGUCCUGUCUCAAAGAACUGGACCUGAGUAACAACAACCUGCAUGAUUCAGGAAUCCAGCUGCUUUCUGUUGGACUGAGGGGGSCACACUGUCAACUGGAAACUCUCAGACUGAGCUGCUGUAACCUGUCAGAGAGAAGCUGUGAAGUUCUGUCCUCAGUUCUUAGCUGUCAGUCCUCCAGUCUCAAAGAACUGGACCUGAGUAACAACGACCUACAGAAUUCAGGAGUGAAGCUGCUUUCUGCUGCCCUGUGGAGCCCUCACUGUCAUCUGGAGGCUCUCAGGGUGUCAGGAUGUCUAAUCACAGAGGAAGGCUGUGCUUCUCUGGUCUCAGCCCUGAAGUCCAACCCCUCCCAUCUGAGAGAGUUGGACAUUAGCUACAAUCAUCCAGGAGACUCAGGAGUGAAGUUGCUGUCAGCUGGACUGAAGGAUCCAGAAUGGAGACUGCAGAAUCUCAGAGUGGAGCCUGCUGGAGUCCAGUGGUUGACGCAAGGUCUGAGGAAAUGUAAGUGUGUUUUACUUUGAUUCAUGGCAACAAAGCAACAAUAUUCAACCGUCUUCAA
Austrofundulus limnaeus is the source of this 3786-nucleotide messenger RNA. RefSeq names its product NACHT, LRR and PYD domains-containing protein 12-like. Lineage: Eukaryota; Metazoa; Chordata; Actinopteri; Cyprinodontiformes; Rivulidae. Bases 80 to 3748 code for a protein of 1222 amino acids. The transcript has 15 exons. Gene Ontology annotation, molecular function: protein binding. The record is from RefSeq and is a predicted model, not a curated record.